Molecule: messenger RNA, 2331 nt
Organism: Lepisosteus oculatus (spotted gar)
Lineage: Eukaryota; Metazoa; Chordata; Actinopteri; Semionotiformes; Lepisosteidae
Gene: aplf
Product: aprataxin and PNKP like factor
Biological process (GO): double-strand break repair
Cellular component (GO): site of double-strand break; nucleus
Molecular function (GO): 3'-5' exonuclease activity; DNA-(apurinic or apyrimidinic site) endonuclease activity; protein binding
Source: RefSeq, a predicted model, not a curated record
UGAUUAAGCUCGUAGAGCAGACCUUUAAAACGAAAGUGUGGCACUAUAGCCUGGUAUCAGUAGCACGUUUGAGCAUGUUUCUCGAUAGGUGGACAUGUCGGGAUUUGAACUGGAACCAUUGGACGGGAACUGUUCAAUCCCGCUACCAGUUGGAGAAACCUUAAUUGGAAGAGGACCUCUUCUCAGGGUCAGUGAUAAAAGAGUAUCGAGAAAUCAUGGACUGCUAGAAGUUGUGGAUGGCCAGCUCAGGAUCAAACCAACUCACUUAAAUCCCUGUUUCUAUCAGUCCUCCCUUGAUGACCUCCCCCACCCCCUGGAGAAAGAUAAAUGGCACCCUCUCUUCCCUGGAGACCUUUUUUCUCUUCUCCCAGGAAAAUACAUUUACAGGGUCGUCUCCACCAACUGUGACAGCACUCAGAGGAACAGCCAGGCCUUGGCUGAUGAUGAUGAUGAUGAUGAUGAUGUAUCCGUUACUGAAACAUCCCUUCUAUCACCAAGAGUGGGUGAAAAGCCAGGGGCUCAGGGUAGAAGGAAUGAUUUGAGGGACAAGACUCUGGGGCUAACCCAGGAAUAUCCAGAAACUUCAGGAAGCUCCAUAGAGAAGGAAUGCAAAGCCAAGACUGAUGUGCCUCCUUCGAAAAACAUUGGUGGUUCAGCGGAAGGUGGCAGGACUGAAGAGGGGAAAAGCAUGCAGAGGAAGAGAGUGCUGCCAGCGUGGAUGUUGCAGGGUGCUGCAGGAGCACAGCGCACCCUGAAGUCUACAGGAGGAGAAAAACAAGGUAGAAGCAAACUAAGCCCUGAACAGUCGAAAGGCACUGGAAGUCGGAGUCAACUGACAUCUUCUAAGGGCAUAGAAGAGACUGAUACAAGACCGGCAUCCCCUGGCAGGAAGCCAAAGAGGAAGAAGUGUGAGGAAGUACAGGGAGAGAAAUGCCAGGCUACCUCUUCUGCGGCGGAUAACGGCAGAAUCCGACGAGAGGAUGAGCACAUUGAAGAGUCGGACAAGGUCAGUGGGAGGCUCAGCGACGACGAGGAGCUGCGCCAUGUGCCAGCUGGCAAGUCCGAUCCUCAUUCCAAGUCUAGAGAAGUGGACCUGAGUGACAGCGAAGAGAAGGAAGGCCCAUCUCAGAGACCACUACAACGCAAAGGCCAGGGAACUCUUCCCAAAGCUACAGGCUCAUCUGGGAGUGCAAGCCCUAUGAUGGCCGGGACCAGCAGAAAACAGCCUAGAAACCCCUGUAUGUACGGAACAAAUUGUUACAGGAAAAAUCCAGUGCAUUUUCAGGAAUUCAGCCAUCCGGGAGAUAGCGAUUAUGAGGAAAAGUCGGCAGUGAGUGAUGAUGCGAGUGAUUGCCGGCCAGAAUGUCCAUAUGGAACAGAUUGUUACAGGAAAAACCCACAACACAGGAAAGAAUACAGACACACUAAGGCUUCAGAAACUGAAAACAGGAGACCAAAAAGGAAAUGCAUCCAAAAAGCAGGUAAGAAGAGUGCUUUGGCAGGAGAUGAUGAUGAUGGGGAGCCCAAUGACUAUGACCUGAAUGACAGCUUCAUCGACGAUGAGGAGCUGGAGGACUCUGACCACAGUGAUGAGGAUUCUGACUAUGUACCAGACUCUGAUGACAGUGUUGCAGAGGAUCUAAACACUUUAAGCAAAGAAGCUAAGGAGUUUAUGGGGAGAAAAAAAUGAAUCUGAAAAACUACUGCUUUUUAUGUUUUUGUAUGUUUAACUUUAAAAACCACUGGACAAAAUAUGAAUUGAUAUAUCUGUAUAUAUCUUUUGUAAUAAUAUGUUUUGUGGAUCUUAUAAUACUGCUCUACCUUUUUACAAUUUCAUGUACCAGAAAGCAGUUCUUUAAACUGUGCAGUUAUUAGCAGAAGGGCAGCUGUAUGCUUUGUUUUCUAAUCUAGUCAAUCAUAUACAAAUUUACAAUCUGGCUUAAAGUAAAAUGGUGACUUGUGGGUCCUUAAACCUGUUUUGUACAUAAUUAGGAUGUGAUAAUAGGGCAAAAUAUUUGUAGAUGGAAAUGGUAAAGAUUCAUUUUGCUCAAUUUUUUUUAAAUUUAAAAAUAAUUUUAAAGAUUGUUUUUACAUGAGAGUCAGCUGAAGAUAUUAAUAUUGCAAAACAAAAACAUCACCAGAACAGGAUUGACAUUUGUUAAAAACAGAUUCACCAAUUAUUUUUUUGCUAUGCGCCCACCCCUUUUGGAACCUCAGAUGGUUUCUUUACAUCUCCACACACAGCGACCACUCACUGCAGACCCAUCACCUCAUUGAUCUGUUGACACGCUACAGUAGUAUGUAGUGCUGAGUGCUGAUUGGAGGAGAGGU